This is a messenger RNA of Aspergillus terreus NIH2624, 3225 nucleotides long. RefSeq lists its product as uncharacterized. Lineage: Eukaryota; Fungi; Ascomycota; Eurotiomycetes; Eurotiales; Aspergillaceae. Gene Ontology annotation, cellular component: NuA4 histone acetyltransferase complex. Gene Ontology annotation, molecular function: protein binding. The record is from RefSeq and is a predicted model, not a curated record. The transcript is spliced from 6 exons. Bases 1 to 3225 code for a protein of 1074 amino acids.
AUGCCUCCUCUGUCAGCUUACACUCCGUUUGAAUCUCUUCUCUUCUUCCAGUCUCUGGCUGCUCAUGAUACGCGCCCUGCCAAUUUUCUGUCCAUCUCCGACCGCUUGCGCAACAACCCAUUCAUACGCCAGAAUGUCGCCUUUGACGCGACGCGUCUCGCUCCCGAGGCCCUCGAGGACCUCUACACCACUUUGAUGCGCGAUGGCGCCGACCUAGAACCCAAUGGUGGCCAUGUCGAUGGCAGUAAUCCGAAGAAACGAAAGAUUGUCAAUGUGCGACCCGAAUCCCUGGGGGACAAGGAAAUAAAUCAUGCCACUUUCGUGCCCGGUUUAGUCUCUCACCUGUACGCUAGGUAUAAGGACCUGGUCACGCGUGAGAUUCGGAACGAAGAGAAGCGAUUUAAGGAUAUCCGCGAUGAAAUCGACCGUUUACAGAAGGAGGAGCGCGAGGCGCUUCUGGACUCUUCCCAAUCAAAGAUUGUCCAGCAGAAGCCAGUGCCGCAGCCAUCCUCCGCCAAGUUUGAGGCCGUCGCCGAAUCUGCGCCCAUGGAUGUCGACACGAAGCGGGAAAGGGAUGUGCCCGUCCAGCAACCUCUCAAGCCUGCGUCGCAGAAUCCCAUCAACUCGACUCCCGCGACGGAUGGGAAGCGAACUUCCAUCGAAUCCCAGCCGAAGAAACUCGCCCAGGAACUAGCAACCCCUGUGCCACGCCCGGCUGCUGUACAAGCACCUGCACAGCCGCAGCAGGAACAAGCAUCGAAAUCUCAGCCCCAAACUCAACCUCCAUCCCAUCCUCAACUACCAUCACAACCGCUACCCCCAAACCAAACUCCCCUAUACCCUCAACCUGCGGCCUCAUCUAUCCCCCAUACGCAAACUGUGAACGGAGUGGGUACAAUCCCGCCGAAGCCAAUUGCCCCGCGAAAUGUCCCUCCUCAAGGCGUCGCAGCAACACCUGCGCAAGCGGCUGGACCCGGUCAUGGACCCAAACCUUCCCUCGACCGGGGCCAUGUCGGUCCGCCGUCGCAGACACCCCAGGCUAUGGGCAUUCCUCCGUCCGCAGCUGUUCAGAAGCCUCCUGCGACUGCUAGACCUUCUGGCCAAGAGCCCUCAUCUAUGGCCGCACCUUCGCCCGCUCAGCGUCCUCCGCCGCAACCUACCUUCCAGCAAUGGUCUUUAAACCAACCUCAAACACCGCGUCCUCCACAUACCAUACCCACCCCCGCGACACAGGCACCCAUCAGACCUACACUACCACAUACUCCGCAACUAGCCCCAAAGACGGAGCCUAAGAAAGGCCCUAAGGCUCCUCAACCUACACAACCGACACCUGUGCCAUCUACCCCGGGACCUGCCUUUUCAGGUAUCCAGUCACCUGCUCCGAGUGGCCUGACACCUGGUUUCCAGACUCCUGUGGGGCCAGCCCAAUCCUUACCACUUGCGGAGCUGCGUGGACGGCCACGUAUGUCUAUCGACACCUCUGGCUCUCUCACGCCGUGGAAACGAACCCCCCAGUUAAGUAUACCGACAUCGCCGCGCUCGCCUGAGCGUCCGAGACCCGAGGAUGUGAGCCCAAUCAGUGAGACCGCCCCGUCUCUACCGGGAUCACGGGAACCGACCCCCGAGGCGACGGGACCUCCACGCAAGCGUCGCCGAAACGAAGCCAGGACCGCAGAACGUGGUCGAGAGUCGAGUUUUGCCGAUGGAGAGAGCAAGACCGGACUACGGGCAAAGCCGGAAAAACUAGCCGUGUCGGGAAGCAAAAGGCGCGACCGCAGCACCGCUUCCUCCAGAAGUCGUGGGCGCUCCGUUUUGUCCCGGGAUGACGAAGCGGAAGCUGGGCCAAUUAGUAAGAUCAAGCACGAGUUGCCGAGUACGCCAGCCGGUGUUCCUGAGACCGUUGAGACGGACCAGCGUGCAACUGGACGAAGAGGCGCCCAAGCCCUAGAGGAACGAUCUGGCAGGGGCCGGCCCAAACGUAAACGCAGCGAGGCGUUCGAGCCGGAGUCGCUCACCAAUGAGCUUGGUCGUCCGGACCCGAACCAGUCAACACCCUACGUCCUGUGUGCCCGCAACUUUCCUCGAACGGGAGCCCCAAUCAUGAAUGAUGUAACAACCCACAAGCAUGCAUCAAUCUUCACUAAACCCCUGACCGAGCGAGACGCACCGGGCUACCGUGACCUAAUCUACCGACCCCAAGAUCUCAAAUCCAUCAAGUCAUCCAUUCACCAAGGCAGCAAAGCUGUAGCGGCUGCCACGGAAGCCGCGAAUACUCCGGUGGCGGAUGGAGAGUCUCCUGCUCCCUCUAAAAACGCGGUCCUCAUGCUACAGAAGACUGAAGAUGUCAUCCCACCCAAGGGAAUCGUCAACUCAGCACAGUUGGAGAAGGAACUGAUCCGCAUGUUCGCCAAUGCAGUCAUGUUCAAUCCCGUCCCGCAGCGUGGGUUCGGUCCGGCUUUCCCGAUGACCAGUGACGGCGGGUCGAGGGCGAGUACUCAGGUCCCCGAGGCUGACGAGGGCGGCAUCAUCAAGGACACGAUUGAGAUGUUUGAGGAUGUUGAACAGGCCGUCACUCGGUGGCGCGCUGCUGAGCGAACUGCGGAUGAAUUGGCGAGCAAGAGCGUGCUCUCGCUUCGUCGCGGCAGUGCCAGCGAUCCCAAUGCGGACAGUGCCGAUGAGGAUACAUUGGAUAAGCCUAAUGUGCUUUUGAACAAGAAUAUCUCCAACCGGUUCCUAGGACAAUCAUUAGGAGACCAGCCGAUCCUUCCAGUUGAUUCCUGCAAUUCCAGACGAGUUCUCGUUCUAGGAUCCUAUGAUGACCAUCCGUGCACCCCAUCAUUCCUGGCCAUAGAGAAAGCCUCACUUUCACAUCCGUUUCGCCUCUCCUCCGUGGAACGUCAUCCUAUCUGCGCAAAACUUAGCCCCUGGCUGGCUGGAGUAGAAUGCAAAUGGAUUCCGCUGUCGACUGAGGAUGGAACAUUUCCAUUCUUCUCCUGUUGGCGAAUAAACACCAAAGAGACCCUCCACAUCGGCUAUGAUAUCCGUGAAUGUUGCUUCCUGCGCAUCUUCUAUCUCCUUAUGGCCGUUUUCAAGAUUCCUAAUGAAGCCACCCCAAGGCUCAUCGGCUAUUCCGAAUAUAUAUGGCGUGAAUAUGCAAUGGUUGACGAGAUCGAUGACAUCUUUGGACCUAUUGUGCAAGAACUUGAGGAGCUUGUAUCCCGGUAG